AUGGAUCCACUCGAAGGGAUGGAUGAAUCGUCCACCGACGAUGACGCUGCAUCCCAAACUACUGAGGAUGAUCCUCAAGUUCCUGAACAACCACCUCCGUCCGUUCAACCCCAGCAACCAGCACCAGCACCAGCACCAGCACCAGCACCGGGUGCUCGUGAACGGCCUCGUUAUGAACUCAAACAUACUCUUAUAGGGCAUACACAGUCGAUAUCAUCUGUAAAAUUCAGCCCUGAUGGCACUCUACUGGCUUCCUGUGCCGCUGAUAAUGCCGUCAAAAUAUGGUCGCCUUUCACUGGGCAGCUGAUCCGAAAUUUAAAUGGACAUACGAAAGGCUUGUCAGAUGUAGCUUGGUCUUCAGACAGUGUAUAUCUUGCCUCAGCAUCUGACGAUACGACUAUUCGGAUAUGGGAUGUUGAUUCCGGUCUAACAACAAAAACGCUCAAAGGGCACACAAGCUUUGUAUUCUGCGUGAACUACAAUACCGAGUCGACGCAGCUGGUCUCCGGUGGAUGCGACGGAGAUGUCAGAAUAUGGAACUUAGCAAAAGGAAAGUGUACCAAGACCCUCAACGCGCACCUAGACUAUGUCACUGCAGUACAUUUCAAUCGGGAUGCCUCUCUCAUUGUGUCCUGUGCCCUCGAUGGGCUAAUUCGUAUCUGGAAUACCAGUUCUGGACAAUGUCUCAAAACACUCGCUGAAGGUCACAAUGCCAUCUGCCAACACGUUCAGUUCUCACCAAACUCGAAAUAUAUCCUAUCCACGGCGCACGACAGUGCCAUCCGAUUGUGGGAUUACCACACUUCACGCUGCCUUAAAACGUACAUGGGCCAUCAGAACUCGAAGUAUUGCAUUGCUGCAUGUUUCAGCGUUACCGGAGGGAAGUGGAUCGUAUCGGGAAGCGAGGACAACAAGGUCUAUCUCUGGGAUCUACAAAGCAGGGAAGUGGUGCAAGUGUUAGAUGCACAUAAAGACAUUGUUGUUGCGGUCGCAACCCACCCACAGCAAAAUAUGAUUGCGUCAGGCUCCAUAGAGAGCGACUUGUCGAUUCGAAUAUGGGCCGAUCGUGGCCCAUCAUAG
Messenger RNA from Heterobasidion irregulare TC 32-1, 1080 nucleotides. RefSeq lists its product as uncharacterized. Gene Ontology annotation, molecular function: protein binding. NCBI's taxonomy places the organism in Eukaryota, Fungi, Basidiomycota, Agaricomycetes, Russulales, Bondarzewiaceae. The coding region runs from base 1 to 1080 and encodes 359 amino acids. The transcript has 8 exons. The record is from RefSeq and is a predicted model, not a curated record.